UGCCUGCUGAGUAAACGAUCAGGGAUUCUGGCCGCCUGAAGCUCCGGGUGAACACUGCUUAGCGCAGAGUUAGAAGAACUAUUGGCCGAGGGUAUAUUCGCGAUUGACAAGAUUCGGGCAGUGUAAAACAGGAUUUAAAACAUGGAUAGUCGCUUACAAGAGAUCCGGGAGCGACAGAAGUUACGGCGGCAGCUCCUUGCUCAGCAGUUGGGAGCUGAGAGUGCCGACAGCAUUGGAGCUGUGUUAAAUAGCAAAGAGGAACAGAGAGAAAUUGCUGAAACAAGAGAAACUUGUAGGGCUUCCUAUGAUACCUCUGCUCCAAAUACAAAACGCAAGUACUUGGAUGAAGGAGAAGUAGAUGAAGACAAAGUGGAAGAAUAUAAGGAUGAACUAGAACUGCAACAGGAAGAAGAAAAUUUGCCUUAUGAAGAAGAGAUUUACAAAGAUUCUAGUACUUUUCUUAAGGGAACACAGAGUUUAAAUCCCCAUAAUGAUUACUGCCAACAUUUUGUGGACACUGGGCAUAGACCUCAGAAUUUCAUCAGGGAUGUAGGUUUGGCUGACAGAUUUGAAGAAUAUCCCAAACUGAGGGAACUCAUUAGGCUAAAGGAUGAGUUAAUAGCUAAAUCCAAUACUCCUCCUAUGUACUUACAAGCAGAUAUAGAAGCCUUUGACAUCAGAGAACUAACACCCAAAUUUGAUGUGAUUCUUUUGGAACCCCCUUUAGAAGAAUACUACAGAGAGACUGGCAUCACUGCUAAUGAAAAAUGCUGGACUUGGGAUGAUAUCAUGAAGUUAGAAAUUGAUGAGAUCGCAGCACCCCGAUCAUUUAUAUUUCUCUGGUGUGGUUCUGGGGAAGGGCUGGACCUUGGAAGAGUGUGUUUACGAAAAUGGGGUUAUAGAAGAUGUGAAGAUAUUUGUUGGAUUAAAACCAAUAAAAACAAUCCUGGGAAAACCAAGACUUUAGAUCCAAAGGCUGUUUUCCAGAGAACAAAGGAACAUUGCCUGAUGGGGAUCAAAGGAACCGUGAAGCGUAGCACAGAUGGGGACUUUAUUCAUGCUAAUGUUGAUAUUGACUUAAUUAUCACAGAAGAACCUGAAAUUGGAAAUAUAGAAAAACCUGUAGAAAUUUUUCACAUAAUUGAGCAUUUUUGUCUUGGAAGGAGACGUCUUCAUUUAUUUGGAAGAGAUAGUACAAUUCGACCAGGCUGGCUUACAGUUGGACCAACACUAACAAACAGCAACUACAAUGCAGAAACAUACGCAUCCUAUUUCAGUGCCCCAAAUUCUUACCUGACUGGAUGUACGGAGGAAAUCGAGAGACUUCGACCAAAGUCGCCUCCGCCCAAAUCUAAAUCCGACCGAGGAGGUGGAGCUCCCAGAGGUGGAGGGCGAGGGGGAACGUCUGCUGGCCGUGGUCGAGAAAGAAAUCGAUCCAACUUCCGAGGAGAAAGAGGUGGCUUUAGAGGGGGCCGUGGAGGAGCACACAGAGGGGGCUUUCCACCUCGAUAACUUAGAUACUGAUUCUCCUAA
This is a messenger RNA of Octodon degus (degu), 1533 nucleotides long. RefSeq names its product methyltransferase like 14 (gene Mettl14). The transcript has 11 exons. The coding region runs from base 142 to 1512 and encodes 456 amino acids. Gene Ontology annotation, cellular component: RNA N6-methyladenosine methyltransferase complex; nucleus. The record is from RefSeq and is a predicted model, not a curated record. Gene Ontology annotation, molecular function: mRNA binding. NCBI's taxonomy places the organism in Eukaryota, Metazoa, Chordata, Mammalia, Rodentia, Octodontidae.